Messenger RNA from Haplochromis burtoni (Burton's mouthbrooder), 2892 nucleotides. It is a transcript of the gene ppp2r3c, whose product is annotated as protein phosphatase 2, regulatory subunit B'', gamma. Gene Ontology annotation, biological process: T cell homeostasis; B cell homeostasis; positive regulation of B cell differentiation. NCBI's taxonomy places the organism in Eukaryota, Metazoa, Chordata, Actinopteri, Cichliformes, Cichlidae. The coding region runs from base 137 to 1525 and encodes 462 amino acids. The record is from RefSeq and is a predicted model, not a curated record. The transcript is spliced from 13 exons. Gene Ontology annotation, cellular component: centrosome; spindle.
CACUGACCGGAAAAAAGUUCCCUUUACAGCUAUUAGCUAGAUGUUGUUUGGGUAGCACGGCUAUUUUUUUUACUACAAGUGGAGAUUCGUUAUUAAAAUGAAGAAAUCUCACUGUUAGCUUGUCUCCGGAGCAGAGAUGGCUACCGAACAGCAGCCUAACUGGGCGGAUAUUCUUAAGAGGAGGUUAGCAAACUCCAAAAGAGACGAGAAGAGCGAAGAGGAAAAUAAAUCAGAAGAAACGGAGCUUUUCUCCAAAUAUUACACCGAGUGGAAAGGAGGAAGCAACAGUGGCAGCUCCUACAAGACCAUCCCACGGUUCUACUACAGGCUGCCAGCAGAAGAUGAAGUAUUGCUUCAGAAAUUAAGAGAGGAAUCCAGAGCUGUCUUUCUCCAGAGGAAGAGCAGAGAGCUGCUUGAUAAUGAGGAACUGCAGAAUUUGUGGUUUCUGCUCGAUAAGCACCAGGUGCCUCCACUGACUGGAGAAGAGGCCAUGAUCAACUAUGAAGCGUACCUGGAGGUGGGGGAAAAGGCUGGGAGCAAGUGCAAAAAAUUCUUCACAGCCAGAGUUUACGCCAAGCUGCUGCACAGUGACCCUUACGGGCGGAUCUCCAUCAUGCAGUUCUUCAACUAUGUCAUGAGGAAAGUGUGGCUGCAUCAGACCCGGAUAGGCCUGAGUCUGUAUGAUGUGGCUGGACAGGGGUACCUCAGAGAGUCGGAUCUAGAAAAUUACAUCCUGGAGCUGAUCCCCACUCUGCCUCAGCUGGACGGCUUGGAGAAGUCCUUCUACUCUUUCUACGUCUGCACCGCUGUCCGCAAGUUCUUCUUCUUCCUCGACCCACUCCGAACAGGAAAGAUUAAAAUCCAAGACAUCCUGGCCUGCAGUUUUCUGGAUGACUUAUUGGAGCUGAGAGACGAGGAGUUGUCUAAGGAGAGUCAGGACUCCAACUGGUUCUCGGCCCCGUCGGCUCUCCGAGUCUAUGGCCAGUACCUGAACCUGGAUAAGGACCACAAUGGCAUGUUGAGCAAAGAGGAGCUUUCACGUUACGGCACGGCCACACUCACCUCUGUGUUUUUGGAUAGAGUCUUUCAGGAGUGCCUUACCUACGAGGGUGAAAUGGACUAUAAGACCUAUUUAGACUUUGUUUUGGCUCUGGAGAACAGGAAGGAGCCAGCAGCUUUACAGUACAUCUUUAAACUUUUGGACAUGGAGAAUCAAGGACACCUCAACGUCUUCUCCCUCAACUACUUCUUUAGGGCCAUUCAGGAACAGAUCAAGCUGCACGGACAGGAGCCGGUCUCCUUUCAGGAUGUAAAGGAUGAGAUCUUUGACAUGGUGAAGCCUAAAGACCCCUUCAAGAUCACACUGCAGGACCUGGUGAACAGCUGUCAGGGCGACACAGUGGUCAGCAUCCUGAUUGACCUCAACGGUUUCUGGACCUAUGAGAACAGAGAAGUGCUGGUCGCCAACGACAGUGACAGCGGCGGGGUUGGCGGGAGCAGCAUGGCUGACUUUGACGAUACAUGAAGAUGUUUCGGGGUUGAAACGUAAAGAGAAUUUGAUGUUUUACUCCCAAAAAAUGGCAGGACAUUGACCCUUCUCACCCGCACACAUGUGAAGGCCUCGAAGGCUGGAAGACUCUGAAGGAAAAAGGAGGAAUGUGCAAAUGCUGAUCUUUGUGUAAAUACUGAUCUUUUCUCCUACCUGUGAAAUCUAGGUGGGUUUACUACGAAGGUAAUUCAAUAUAGCUUUCUUCAUCUGGUCCUGUGAGGAAGCUGCUGCUUCUUCUUCCUCACAAAAUUUAAAAUGUUCAAAUGGGAAUAAAAUUGAAUAGGAGUAAAUUUAAAAAAUCAAAAGGAAAUAUUAUAAAAUGGUAAAUAAGCACAGCUUUACUAACACCUGGUAAUAAUUUGUUCUCUUUAAUUGACAGUUAAUUUACAUCGAGUAGCUUGUUUACAUUUAAUUUUGGCAUCCUCCGUUAAAAAGACCUGCUGGCUCAUUAAAUUAGCUUCGUAGUAACUCCCUCUGAUUUACAUGUGGGCUCUUUUUUUGUUUUUACUGGAUUUCCUUUGUACGUUUUGUGAAAAAUGCUCCUUUAAAUUUCUACUUUAAAUUAUGAUUUUCUUUAGAACUAAUGUUUUUGUAAAUUUUUGUAAAAUUAAACAUUAAAUGAUAAAUGGACCCCUUUUCCCUUCAGAACUGCCGUAAUUCUCUGUGGUGUAGAUUCAACAAGAUGCUGGAAACAUUCCAUGCUGACAUGACAGCAUCACACAGUUGCUGCAUAUUUGUCGUGAUGUUAACCAUGAAUUAAUCACAAUUUCUUUUUUUCAAAGCUGAGUUCAAUGUUAUUCGUCACACCCAGGCCUGAUUACAAAUUACCUGUUAGUUUGACAAAUAUAACCUGUCUGACAAAAUGAAGUAUGGCUUUAGAGAAAAUAUUCUGUGGCCGGCCGAGACAAAAGAACUUUUACAGUCCUGUUACAUCUGGUUUGCUGUAAUUGAUGAAACAAGAAAAUCUUGAAUGCUCAGCCAUCAGUUCAUGCUCUGAAGCUCAAGCACACAGAUUAUGUGGCAUGACAGUGAUCUGAAACAGACCAGCAAGCCCACCUCUGACUGACUCAAAAACCCAAAAUAAGAAAUAUGGAGUGACCCAAUCAUAAUCUGGGUUUAAAUAAGAAUGAGAUUACUAGAGAUUACCUUAAACAGGCUGUUUAAAAACCUUCCAAUGUGUCUGAAAUGCCAGUUACACGAACACUUGAUUGCAGUUCUUGCCAAGAGUGGCAGAACUAGUGAUCAGGUUUAGGUGACAAUUACUUUUUCACACAGGCACAGGGAUAGUUUUUCACAGCACUGUCUAUAAAAGAAGAAAUAAGUCACACUGUACAAUUUUCAAA